UAGCUACAUAAGUACUCAAACACAAAUUCCCCGAACGAAUACGCAAAUAAACGGAGUUACGUAAACAUUUUUACUAUAACUCAACACUGAUUGAUCAAAAACAUCGUUUAAAUUAGGUACCUAUGCCCUAAAUAAAUCUUCGUCCUAUAUAUCAGUCUAACGAAACAGCGAUGAAAAGCAUACCAUGCGGAACGUCGGCGCGUGAUAUAUUUUUAUGGCUGAACCGUGAAGAUUCAAGAGAAUCAUAAAAUACAUAAAAGAACAGAUAGCUUACGUAUUGGGUGAGUAAUGAACUACCUUUUGGGUCCGAGUCAUUUGACUGCCAUUACAAAUGUAAACAAACUUUAAUUGUGCCGUAAAAAUACUUUUAUUGCUUUUUUAGUAUGAAAAAUAAAGAUAACGAGUUCGGUAUUGUAAUUUAAUUCUGCAUUUUAUGCAAAACGAAUUCUUUGUACAGAAUCUAUAAAAAAAAAUAACAAUAUUUCUAACAUUUCUGUUCAUGACAGUACGCGUAAUUCAGUUAACUUUUUGUUCGGGUUAUUAGGUAGUGUAAGAACUCUGCGACGACAUUUCAUUGCGAUAAUAAUGUGGUCCUUUUAAUGUUUUGCAUUAAUGCUGUUGUUCACUUUGCUUUUCUACUGAUUUACACGUUUAUAGCAGAGACAAAAAAACGCGAAAAUUGGCGUGUAACUGCCAAAACUCAUGCCAACGAUAGAAUUUAUUAAAUUCGUGUACCAACCUAUAUCGUCCCACUGCUGGGCAAAGACCUCUUUCGGGAUAUGGAUCUGGAUGAAGGGUUGGUGAUUUCAGAUUCUAUUGUUUUUAAUCUAGGUCUCCUCACCAUGUUUUAAUUCCCCGUUUGUCAGUGGUGUCUUAGAAUAUUUAAGAAAGUUGGUACAUAGAAAAGCCAGACUUUCAAGAAAAUUAAUAUAAAGGUAACUUCAAGAGAAGGCAAGCAGGUGCUCAUGUCAAUUACUUAAGUUAGGUUUUUUUUCGGAUACGUACACUUAUACUAGCUGUUUUAGCAAACGUCAUACAAAUGAGUUAUAUGGAAUAAAAUUUCAUGAGUAUCGGUCGAGCAGUUUCAAAGGAGUUCAUUUAAAUACCGUGACAUGAGAAUUUCAUACAGAGAUGUUUUGAGUGAAUUUUGAAGUGGAUAAAAACUAGGUCAGAAUUGACGCCAUAAGUCUUGCUCUGGUGAGGUAAAAGCACAGCAGUUGGAAGUUUCGAGAUUUACUUUGCACUUCGUUCCGGAACUACCCGUUUAAUCCAAGAAUUUCUUAGUGGAUAGCUACUACUUAAUUAAAAAGUCAAGUGAUUAACUUUGCCUUUACUGCAUAUUAAAGUUGUUUACAGUAGAACGAUCAGAGCAAAUCAUUAUAACAUUACUUUUUAUGUUAAACCUUAGAUCUGAGUAGUUUUCAGUGUUUUUUAAUUGACUCGGACACUCAGAGCAAGAAAUGCUUGUAGGGAAUCAUUUUAACAUACAAGAUUAUUGAUAUUAAUUACAUUAGGCUUAUCCUGCAAAAUUGUCAUGCGUUGAUCUUUUUUUUUUUAAGAAAACCUUCCUUAAAAAUAAUUAAAGUCAUUAUUUUUCUUUAGUUUCAUGUGUUUAUUGGUCAGUCAUAUUUUACACAGGUUAAGCACAUAUUAUAAAAAUGGUCUCAAUUUUAAAGACGUGACAAUUUUAUUGGAUACUCAGAUCUGUCGUAAAGCUUUAUGGUACAUUUGCCUAAGGAUCAAAGGAUUGACUUUCCUGUUUGAUAAUAAAAGAAUUUAUACGUUUCUGGUAAAAUUACGUGUUGAAUUCGCAGACAACAGUCUGCCGCAAAGAUUGUAUGUAAAAUAGCCGCGUUUUAAAAUUAUCAAUGAAAAAUAGAGAGUCGGACAAAUCAAGAGUCAAAUUUUUUGUGAUUUUCAUUCGGGUGCGCAAAGACACCUAGCAUUCGUGGAUGAUGCAAGCGCUUGACCUAUGCAGGAAUCGAAUCCGAGUUUCAGACAGUUUUUGGCGUGGUGUCUUUCAUAAAUCAGUUGGCUAUACACGCAUUCAAAUUCGAUUGACAUUUCAGUUUAUAUGAUGUAUAUGUAUCAAAGGAUGACUAAUUAAAGCACAAUAAAAAUCUGCCUUAAAUCGCGCAUUUCAAUUUUAUAUACUUUUCAUAUGUAACUACCAUGAAUAGUAUCCAUGACCUUACAAAGCCAACACACUUCGAAAUCCUUAGCUUUACAUGCAAAUCGCUUCGUUUCGCAAAGGUCAUUGCGAAAAAAGGCAAAAAUGGUGUAGACGUGCCCACUGCCCAUGCCUCUGGGUGCGCCAACACGCGAUAUGACGACCGUCACAAUGGAUUUCCCAUGACUCAACUGUUCCCAAGAAAUUCGUAGUACAGACGUACCUACAAUCCUACAAUACUUAUAUUCAUGCAGAAUUGUUAAACUGUUUGCAAGAAUCUGUCAGUCAUACUAACCAAUAAUACUAGGUAGCUUAUUAUUGAUGAACAGUAAAAUCAACCCUAUUCCUUUUGCUUAGAACGCAAUGUCAAAUAAUAAUAUUAGAAUUAAUAGUUUUGACAGUACGUCUUAUUAUCUAAAUAUAUUCGUUUAAUAUGCCUGUAAAUACCACCGAUUAUAUAUUUCUACGUAAUCAAUCUAGGCAAAGUUAACUUUGUAAAAAGGCUGCACGUUUUCAUAUGUUACAUACCGUACCUUUCAAUUCGUUAAUGACGUCACUAUCCGAUGACUGUAGCCUGUUGGGCCAGGAUAUUCGACAGCAGGCUAGGAUUGGAGAAGGAGAGCCGAAGGUCAAGCUCAAUGGCGUGACGUGGGAGAGGGUUUAUGUCCAGCAAUGAACUGAUACGGGCUGAUGAUGAUGAGGAUAUGAUGACACUAGCCAUAACAUCACAUCGGUUAAUGUCGAGGCGAGUUUCGCAUCAUUCCACUCGUUUUUUUUUUAUUUACUCAAAAAAAAACUUGUUUUGAAUUUCAAUCUGCCGGACGGACAUUGAAAAAAACAAUCAACGUCCCCAUUGUUCUCCAUCACAAAAACCUAUGUACAUUGUUUCAGAUUAUCUCGUUGCAAAUCAUCACAGCCUUGAACUCUUACAAUAAACAUUAACAUACAUUUACAUUCAGGCCUACACUGUCCAGUUGUAUACGAAAAGAGGACAAAUAGCUACGUGACGUCACACUGCGGACAAAAUAACUAUCGCUAUGUCCAGUACACACAAAAUGGAAAUAAAACGGGCAUCGAAAUAGGUAUUUAAUGAACGAUGCAAAAUAAAUAUAAGCGUUUUAAUUUAAGCCUAAAAUAUCUGCGUGUCUUUUCGUCAGCAACUACUCGAAUACGAUUGAAAUGGUUUCAUAUAAUAAAAAUUGAAUACGUAAAUAUAUUAGACUGAAAAAAGUGGUACUUAUAAACAACGUGAAUGAUGAUAUGCUAAAGAAAGGAUAGAAGAGAGAGAGACAAAGACAGUAACAUGACUGAAUCAGAUAAACACGUUAUAUUGUACCAUUAAAUAAAAGGGAACGAGACAAAAAGUAGAGAUAUUAAUAUAUCAAAAUGUUUAAAAAUCUAUGUUUAUUUCUAUAUCAAUGUCAUAUGUAUGAUCUACAAAUUAAGUAGACAUGGUUGACCCAUUAAUGUUAAUAAGGCAUACCAUUACUUUCAGUUUGACAUGAACUUCGUUCCACACAGCCAAAACGAAACAAGUAAACAUUUUCCUAGACUUAAUAAAGUUUUUAUCGGAAAGGUCAAGAGCCUUAAAAAGACCUAGUUUAUGAUUCUGUAAUAAUCGGUCUGUUAAUUCACUAAUACUCGGCAUCACGGCAUAGUUCGGUGACCACCAGCGCCCGUCACGCCAUUUCCUUAGUUGGACACCAUGACUGAUCGCCAACCGUUCCGAUCGAUUUGCAUUCGAUCAGAAAAUACGUUUUAGGGAGCGUAUUUUCGAAGGUUGAGAAUUUUAAGCAUUAUUAAAGAAAUUAGAUUAAGACAUAACAAAAGACUAUACUUUAAUAUUAGUUACUAAAAUACUGACUACUGGUAAGAGUACAGAAGUGAGACGGUUCUCUACAACACUGACAAUGAUGAUGCUUUAAAAGGUGUUGCUAGGCCCGUUGAAAUUGGAAUUUAUGAGAAAAUUUUAUAUAAAAGCCGAGCUCCAAACUUGACCCAAUAAACAAAUAUAAGGCAUAAGAAAAUUGAAACGAUAAUGAUGACAUAAAUGAAUUAGCAACAAAUUAAAAAGUUCCAAACUCUAUUUUAAUUUCACGUUACAUUUGCUGCUAAGUUAUCGAUUUUAUAACAUUACAUUCAUUUAUUAUUUGUGAAGGGCACAGUGCACUAGCGUUUGUUUGUGUAACAUAAAUUCGCUUAAUUCAUACAUUUCUUUCGACUUGUAGACAUACCAACGUAGGUUGAGUGCAAAAACCUUAGUACAUUAUAUAAGACAGAUAAAUUUAUAUGAGACAUUCAGCUUACUAAAAGAGAUCGUAGUAUGAAAACGUACGCAUUAAAUUAAAGACGACUCGUGCUAAACUAUGCAUAAAAAAAGUGACGUGACGUGUGACGGAUUUUUUUAUCCAACGCCGAUAAAGAAGUUUCACUUCAACAAUUCUUUGAAUCAUUUCUGUCAACUUUUCCUGUGUACAAAAGCACAAAAAACACUUUUUUGUUUAGUUUAGUGUGACUUUACUGUUCAUGAAAACCUUAGUCAUGUACUUUUCAUAUGACUAGAGAUUUUAUCGUCAACCUUUUUCAAUCUAAGUCACUAUAACCGGAACAAUUGAUAACAGAUAAACAUUUGAACAAUACACAGAAAUGUCAUAACACCAUUUCAUACUUUAGAUAAUUGUCCAUUUACGAAAACACUAAAAUGCAGUUAGAAAUACGUUAUCAGAUUAAACGACCGUGGUCGGUGAGGCCUGCUCAGCUAAAUUUUGUAAUUGGUUUCUCAAUAACGCUUGCGAAACUUCGUCUUAUUUUGCUGUUUUUUAAUGUUCAGGCGGAACUUUUUAUUCGCUGUAAAAUUGACCCUCCGUCGCAUUUUGCGGUUAACUUAUUACGAGUCCAUUAAAAAUUUGAAGGAGGCGCGAGAAAGUGGUUAAUAUUUUUGCUUACAUUUUUUAUUUAAAGAAAAAUGUAUUUUUUAAGGUUGGCUCAGUAAAUUACAGUGUAUUUGAUUAAUGAAAAAUGUAAAUCAGGACCUUGAAUUCGAAAUUAGUUACUUAACAUAAAAUUUUGCAAUAUUAAAUAGCUUUGAGCUAUUUUGGAUGUAAGAAGUAGGUAUAACUAUUACUAUUAUAAAACUAUACGAGUUUUCACAAACAAACCCUUUAAAAUGAAGCAUCGUCAUCAAAACCACGCACCUCAUUUCAUCAUGGACCCUCAAAUUCCGGACGCGGCAAAAACUAACAUUUCAUUAAAGUAACUUAAGUACAAAAAGGGUCGCGUCCCAACGAUAACAAAGCCAGUGUAAACAAAGGUGCACUGAUUGAAUGAGACUAUUUUAGAAGCACUAGUGAGGAAAUAGGCCAAUAACAGCCGAGACUAGACUAUAAAUACUGCAGUGUCAAGGCAGACCGUUGACGCCGGCUUUCCCUCUCAGCCCGCUAUAAAUAUGUGCAGCUUUUAUUUGCACUAUGGAGAUUUAAUUAACAUCUGUGAUUGGAUGGAAAUGUUUCUAGGUUUGCAAGUUGCGGUUGUAGUUUUUGAAUGGGAUUGGAUAAGUUAGUUUUAUUAUAGACUUACUGGUAAAUGGAGUUGCAAAGAAUGCAGAAAAUACACAAUAAUAUUGGAUAUCUGAGUAGUAGAAUUAUGAUAAAGAAGUUGUAUACCUUCGUUGAUAUACAAACUCUAAAGAUCAAAAAACUCUUUAAAAAUCUUACAUAACAAAAGAACAUGACGGAUACAGAAAUGCCAUUCAUUAUUUUAAUAUAAAUUUCACAACAGCAACAAGAAGCAAAAGCACCCACAUGAUUUAUAUUAUUUAAAAAAUUCUAAAAAAAAGUAACCCUACGUUCCAAUAAAAUGCUGUCGAAGACGCGUGGCUUCUUAUCGAGUCUGAUUGAGGUCUCAAAGCAUUUGAACCAGAGGACAGAAUGGACGUUGCUUCGAAAUUAUUCUAAGAAAUGCAGCGGCGAUUGCAGUAAAGCUUUCGUAGAUAUAGCUCCUGACGCUGAUAAAAUUUGUCCCCAAACUAGCGGUAAAAUGAAGAAGAAGAAGGAAGGGAUCUUACACAAGAUCAAACUGAAGGUGAUUGAAGGCGGCACGAACUUUGGAACGCCAUUUCGGCGUCUCGAAUGCAAGCCGAAAGUGUGCGAGGAGAAAUCUCCGCCGAAGGCGCUGCCACCACCGAAAAAGAAAUCGACUCCGAUGCCGGCGCCUCGGCCUGGUGUCCAGGUAUCAGUGCUUGGCGCAGACACGGCCAUAGGCCAGUAUGUCGCGCUUCUGCUCAAGCAAUGUUCCUGUAUUAAAAAGUUACGUCUAUACGAAGCCAAGGACUCUCAGGGUUGUAACCGCGACCUGUGCUCGGUCGUUCAAGACCUCCAGCAUAUCAAUACGAACUGUCUCGUGCAAGCCUUCAGCUGUGCCUGCUAUGAGCUAGAACGAUGCUUACAGAACACUGAUAUAGUCCUUAUGUUGGAGAGCGGCUAUCUCAACGUGGACAUGCCGUUUGAGAAGAGGUUUCAGUACCAAGCGCCGAUCGUCAAGUGUUAUGCUGAUGCUAUCGCCAACGAGUGUCCGAAAGCGUUCAUCAUCGUGUGCGCGACGCCUAUCGAUUGUAUGGUGCCAUUGAUAGCCGAGACAUUAAAAGAAACAGGCUGGUACGAUCCAAAGAAGUUGCUAGGCUCGCUAGCGGUGCCGGAGAUGCGCGCGAGCACGCUGGCUGCGCGUGCGCUGUGCCUGGAGCCGCGCUACACGAGGGUGCCCUGCGUCGGCGGCACGGAGGGAGAGUCACUAGUGCCUCUAUUCUCUAAAGCUGUCGAAUACUUCGACUUUGCUAAGCACAAUGCCAUGAUGAUGACUGACGCGGUGAGGAAUGCCCCAGUGGCUGUGGCGAGGAAUGAUGGCCCUUGCAUGAGGGCUGGAGACCUCAGCGAGGCACAUGCGCUGGCCGGCCUCGUGACGUCAGUCGCACAUGCACUCCUGUGCAAGGACAUUCCGAAAGUCACUGGCUUCGUGGAAACUGACUGUGGUCAAGUUAUAUCUCCAGCUAGAUUUCUCGCAAUGGACGUGCUCCUAAACAAUACCGGCGUUUGCAAGAAGCUCGGCAUGCCAGGCAAGCUGAACAGUAUAGAACUGGAGUUGUUGGACUAUGCUCUAGGCCAAGUGGAAUCCAACAUAAAGAUGAGCAUGGAAUGGUACGACGCACUCAUUAAAUCACAGGUCAUUCAAGGUCAGAUGACGGUGAAAAAAAUGUUUCAGAAACCGAGGCACUACGAUCGCCUGGACGCGUGUGCGAAACAUUUGCAGUGACCGAACUUUUGGUGACCUUGUAUUAGUCUGUAGGCAAACAGUCCAUCGAACAUGUUCAUAUUAACUUGUUUCCUGUCAGUCAAGGCUAGACUGGAAAUGUGUUAAGCAAAGUCCACACUUGUCUCCUUAACCCUGGGCACACUCAUAAUUUACAGUUAUCACGUGUGGAAUGUAUUGCGUUUGUAAUACGUUUUUUGUUGCUGUCUGUGAAAAGUUACAGGUAAUUUUAUAUAAAAGUGUAAACGAAAAAAAUUGUAAAGUUGCAAAAUGCGAAAAUAAAUAGAAGUGGACUUUCUUAGUA
Messenger RNA from Trichoplusia ni (cabbage looper), 7775 nucleotides. Its product is annotated as malate dehydrogenase, mitochondrial-like. Gene Ontology annotation, cellular component: cytoplasm; mitochondrion. The transcript is spliced from 7 exons. Gene Ontology annotation, biological process: tricarboxylic acid cycle. The record is from RefSeq and is a predicted model, not a curated record. Bases 6026 to 7474 code for a protein of 482 amino acids. NCBI's taxonomy places the organism in Eukaryota, Metazoa, Arthropoda, Insecta, Lepidoptera, Noctuidae. Gene Ontology annotation, molecular function: L-malate dehydrogenase (NAD+) activity.